This is a messenger RNA of Neoarthrinium moseri, 699 nucleotides long. RefSeq lists its product as uncharacterized. Bases 1 to 699 code for a protein of 232 amino acids. The transcript has 3 exons. NCBI's taxonomy places the organism in Eukaryota, Fungi, Ascomycota, Sordariomycetes, Amphisphaeriales, Apiosporaceae. The record is from RefSeq and is a predicted model, not a curated record.
AUGGCUCGCUCGCAGACGCAGAUGACCCUGGAGGCGGCUGCUCGCAUCCAAGCAACACAGGUAGGCGCUUCUCAGCGACCUUUACCCAAGAUCAGCUUCUCAUAUGGAUUCGAACAGCGUCGGGAAGGGAGAGAACCUGGUUUUGCCACCCGUGCAAAGGCCGCAGCCAUCCGCAACACCCGAGCAGCGAGUCCUUCGUCCUUCAAAUCUCAUUCUACCACGUUGAAUCAAUUUUCUCCCUUGCUGGAGAACGGCAUUGCGCGCAACAUGUCAGGUGUCCCAAUUAUCCUCUGCGGUAAGACCGAGCAAAUCGGCACUGGAGUUAUCGAAAAUCUCAAGCCUGAGUACGAGGUCAUACACUUCGUCCUCACGGCCGAGGCUGGCGCAGAGGAGAUCCCCUGCGUUCUGCGGGGCCAGGCACCACCUACAAAGAGCAGUGGCCUGGGAAGCGGCGUUUAUGAUUCUCGUCCAAAGGCAAUCGUAUUUGGUGGUGGAUACGACGACGCUGCGGUUGACUUUGUCGCCCAAAGCGUAGCCGAUACAAGCAUUCCACUACUGAAGGCGGAUCUGAGUAUACCAGUGCCGCCUGUGGGGCCUGAAUAUGGAAAAAGGAUCCUAGAGAGAUGUAAGCACAAGCUGGAAGAACUCGAGAAGGAAGGAAAGCUCAACGGGUCUGAGAGCGGUAUAUUUCUUUACUAG